AUGAUAAGAGGCCAUCUCUCUCCAGUUGAUCGACACGUCAGCACCGGGGAGAGAUGGCCACGUGGCAGCUUCUCCGUUUUUCUCUUUUUCUUUUUGAUUUGUUUUUUCUUCCCGACUCUUCUUCUUCUUCGUCGAUUCCGGACUCUAAAUGUUUCGCUGAAUGUCGAAUCGUUUAUUGCUUCUACCUCUUGGACUCCACUUCAUCUAAUCACUCUCUUUUUCCAAUUUCUAAAAUUGUUUGCCGUUGCGUCGAUCACUCUCCAAGCUUCCACGAUCGGUUCUAAUUCACGAUUUGUUGGCCAAACGAAGCAGGAUGACAAUGAGGAUUCUGGAGAUGAGAAGGAGGGUGAAAAAGAGAUGAAUGAACUGAAAUCCAAGGCGAAAUCUGGAGAAUUUAACGAGCUUCAGACAGAGGAAGAGAUUAAGAAUGAGAAAAAGCUUGGUCAGAGUCUGAAGAGGAUUACGGCGACGAGGUAUCGGAAGAGGAAGAAGAGGAGGAUAUUGCUGUCUAUCGAGUGCGUCGAAGCUGUUUAUGAAGAGGAUGGACCAAAAAUUGUGUGGUAUGUUGCUUUCAACUUUAUGUAG
Molecule: messenger RNA, 585 nt
Organism: Microthlaspi erraticum
Lineage: Eukaryota; Viridiplantae; Streptophyta; Magnoliopsida; Brassicales; Brassicaceae
Source: the annotation of a GenBank genome assembly